Closterium sp. NIES-65 is the source of this 1581-nucleotide messenger RNA. The record is from the annotation of a GenBank genome assembly. Lineage: Eukaryota; Viridiplantae; Streptophyta; Zygnematophyceae; Desmidiales; Closteriaceae.
AUGGCGGGAUCCUCAGUGUGCACUUUUUCUUCUUCGUCUUCUUCUCUCGCAAUUCGAUUGUUCUCCUUCCCAUGGCAGAGGGUGGUGGGCAUGGUGGUGUACAGCUAUGACCUGCUUGACUUUGGGCGCAACCUGCAACGCCUGCACGACUCGCUGGGCGCGUGGCCGGUCAUCCUCAAGUUCUACGCCACCUUCAACGUAACCUCCCACCUGCGCUCGCCCCAGUUCAAGCUGAUUGUUGAGGACACGGAUCCUUACUACUUGAGGGAGCGCCUGACCAUGCCCAAGCUGCUCGUCACUGCUGCUAAUGAUGAAGUGCUGGCAUUGGAUGACACGUACAUCCGGUGGAGCGACAUGCCAGAGCCAAAGCUGCUCAAGAUAAUGGCCAACUCGGAGCACAUGCUCAUACACGUCAACCAAUGGCCACCCUCUCCUUACAUCAACUCCUCUCCUUACAUCAACUCCUCUCCUUACAUCAACUCCUCUCCUUACAUCAACUCCUCUCCUUACAUCAACUCCUCUCCUUACAUCAACUCCUCUCCUUACAUCAACUCUUCUCCUUACAUCAACUCUUCUUCUUACAUUAACUCUAAUCCUUCCAUUAACUCCAAUCCCACUCUUCUUCCCCUCUCUCCAUCCCCCUCUCUCCAUCCCUCUCUCUUUAACCCCUCUCUCGCACCCCCUCUCUUCAACCCCCCCACUUCCGUCUACAGGCUGGCCAAGCCAUCCUCUCCUUCCUCACCUCUCCUCCACGUCAACUCCUCCUGCGCCUCUCUCCCCGCCUCCUCCCGCCCCGCCCUCACCUGGACCCGCCCCCACAGUGCGCGCAGCUACUCCCCCGCGCGCGUCAAGCGCUCUGACAGAGUAGAGGGCACGGGCUUGUUUGCCUGGGAGGAACGGAAAGCAGAAGAGGCUCGGGCAGGAGGAGGGGGGAUGGAAGGGAUGGACGGAGUCACGCUGACCAAUCAGGAGCAGCCGGCACAUCCCUGGGCCUGUGUUCCCGAGCUGCCAGCUGUGGACUGGCCUAAGCUGAGGUGGCGGUUUGAUUGGCCCACGUUCACCAUUCUUGCCACGUCAGAUAGGAAGCCGUUGGCGGCUAGAGCGUGGACUGGCCGCACUGCCAGCGCCCGUCGAGACUUCCACUUCGUGGCACGUAUGCGGGCAAAGCCGGUCGGAGCCAUUCUUCCUCUGCUGCACCUGCUCACCUUCCCUCACCCCCACCGCCCCACCCUCUCAGCACGGCGCCAACACCAGCAGUUCCAGGGGCGUGUGCGGGGCAAGCUUGACCUGUGGUUGCAGUGCAAUGCAGGCCACACCCUUCUUUUGCCGCAUCUGCUGACUUUCUCCCACCCUCCCACCCCGUGCGCUCCCUGCCCCUUCUGUGGCAGCACGGCGCCAGUACCAAUAAUACCGAGCACAUAUGAGCGCAAGUUUGAGCUGUGCGUGCAGGCCAUCCCUUUCUUUCUGCACACCGUAUCGCCGCCCAAGCACCACCCCGAGGAUGGCUUGUGGCACUUCAGUGCUACCGUCAGCGACGUUCCCAAGGUGACUAUACCGAGGGGUCACAACGUGGCUAUGUGA